Molecule: messenger RNA, 2523 nt
Organism: Fusarium keratoplasticum
Lineage: Eukaryota; Fungi; Ascomycota; Sordariomycetes; Hypocreales; Nectriaceae
Product: Beta-glucosidase
Exons: 3
Coding region: 1-2523 (840 amino acids)
Biological process (GO): glucan catabolic process
Molecular function (GO): beta-glucosidase activity
Source: RefSeq, a predicted model, not a curated record
AUGGAAUCCACUGUCGAUAUCGAAGCCAUUCUCACAUCUUUGACGCUGGAGGAAAAGGUCACGCUUCUUUCUGGGAGGGCGCUCUUUGAAUCUGCGCCAAUUCCUGACAAGGGUGUGCCUUUCAUCAAGUUCACAGAUGGCCCUAAUGGUACACGAGGUCCCGCCGCGGACGGCAACACAGCCGCCGCAUGCUUCCCUGCAGCGUGCAGCAUCGCCGCGACCUUCGAUCUGGGUAUAGCCAGAAGAGUCGGUCACGCGCUCGGCCAGGAAGCUGUGGGCAAGGGGGCUCGAUGUCUGCUCGCCCCCACGGUCUGCAUCCAUCGUCAUCCCCUGGGAGGACGCAACUUUGAGAGUUUUAGCGAGGAUCCAUUUCUGUCUGGGAAGCUCGCCUCGCAGACGAUACAGGGAGUGCAAAACCAUGGAAUCGCGGCUACGAUAAAACACUUUGUCGCCAACGAGCAGGAGACAGAGCGCUUUACCGUCAACGAAGCUAUUACGGAGCGAGCCCUACGAGAGAUCUACCUGCGGCCAUUCGAGAUUGCAAUUAAGGAGGCCUCUCCUUGGGCCGUCAUGACGGCUUAUAAUUGCAUCAACGGUGUACAUUGCGACGCAAACAAGUGGUUGCUGGAAGACGUGCUGCGAGGCCAAUGGAAGUGGAAGGGCCUCGUCAUGAGCGACUGGGGCGGCACCAAUACCGUCGCCGAAGGGCUCAAGGCUGGCCUCGGCCUUGAAAUGCCAGGACCGCCGCAGGUGCGGAAGCUUGACGCCGUGAUGGAGGCGCUGAAGCAGGGCGAGUUAACAAAGAGCCAUAUCGACGAUCGAUCAAGGACAGUCCUUCAGUUCCUUGCACGAGUCGGUGCUUUCAACGACACCGAAGUGACAGCAUCCAACGUCAUCCCAGUUGCAGUUGAUAGGCCCGAGCAUAGGGCUUUGAUCCGGGAUGCUGGAGCACGCGGCAUUGUGCUUCUCAAGAAUAGCAACCAUGUCUUGCCGAUCAACAAGGAGAACACCAAGGGCAAAAAGAUUGCCUUGAUUGGGUACGCUAAAGUCGGCCUCGCUCACGGCGGCGGCAGCGCAGCUGUCAACGCCCAUUAUAAAAUCACGCCCUGGGAUGCCCUCCAUACAGCCCUCGGGGAACAUGUCGAAUUCGCGUUUGCAAUGGGGGCCCAUAGGGAGCGCCUCUUGGCUCCCAUCACCAAAGACGCUGGCUACGGAGAGAUCAUUGGUCUUGACGGUCAACCUGGCUUUACUCGUCAGCUAUCCGAGUUUCGUGGGCCCUUGGUCUCGACCAUCCACGGGUUCCCAGCAUCUGUCUACUCUCCGCUCGGCUCUCAGGAGUCGCUAUGGAAAGAUCUGGACCUCAUCGGGUACUUUACUCCUAAAGAGACAGGCACGCACUACCUCGCCUGCUCAGGCGUUGGCCCGACCCAGGUGUUCAUUGAUGACCGUCUCGUCCUUGAUCAACCCAUGAACUAUUCUGACCCAAUGGGGGCCUUCUUUGGCGUUGCCAACGAAUCGGAAAUCAGGGUUCACCUCGAGGCUAACAAAAAGUAUCGCCUGUGCAUCCAUAGCAGCCCGCCAGUCGAUGUCGGCCUCGAGAUCCUCGAGGGCCGGACGGGAGUGAGAAUGGGCUUUUCCCUCGAGUCGGAACACGACGCCGACUUGGUGACGGAAGCAGCUCAGGUAGCAGCCGAGGCUGACAUUGCUAUUGUCUUCACUGGCCACGACCCUCAGUGGGAGUCUGAGGGCCGAGAUCAAGAGGGCUUCCAUCUUCCGCGGAACCAGGAUGCCAUGGUGGCAGCCGUUGCAGCAGCGAAUCACAGAACCAUUGUCGUCAACUCAACUGGGGUCCCGGUUGCGAUGCCCUGGGUUGACAAGGUCGCAGCUGUGCUGCAGGCGUGGUUCCCUGGACAAGAGUGUGGCAAUGCCAUCGCCGAUGUUCUCACUGGAGCUGUGAACCCAGAAGGACGUCUUCCGGUUAGCUUUCCGAGAAAGAUUCAAGAUGCACCGGCCCAUGGCAACUUUCCUGGUACCUAUGUAAAUGGCCGCCUGGAGGUCGACUACGCCGAGGGCGUGUUUGUGGGAUAUCGGCACUAUGACCGUGUUGGUCAUGACAAGUUGAACUUUGCCUUUGGUCAUGGUCUUUCGUAUACUGACUUUGCCUAUGGGAACCUCAAAGUGUCUCAAGAAGCAGAUAACGCCUUCGCGGUCGCGGUUGAUGUCUCAAAUUCUGGGUCUCUGGAGGGGGCGACGGUUGCGCAAAUCUACGUUGGAAAGAAGAAUAGGAAUGCCGACCAACACCCUGUCAAGGCUCUUGUGGCCUUCCAGAAGGUUUUUCUGAAGCCUGGCGAGGAGCAAACUCUGCAGCUCUCCGUUGCUAUGCGGGACUUGGCUUACUAUGACGAGGCGCUGGGGCGGUGGGUGGUACAGGCAGGAGAAUACGACUUUUUGCUGGCAUCGUCGGCUUCAGAUAUCCUGGAGGUUGUUCCCGUCACUGUCGAGGGCUCUAGUUACUCGCCAUAG